Messenger RNA from Ilex paraguariensis (yerba mate), 249 nucleotides. The record is from the annotation of a GenBank genome assembly. Lineage: Eukaryota; Viridiplantae; Streptophyta; Magnoliopsida; Aquifoliales; Aquifoliaceae.
AUGGUGUCCAACAAUGGAGCCCUACAAAGUCUUUGGAGGUGCAGAAGAAUGUAUCAGCAACGAGUCAGGGUGAACGGCAUGGCAUGUAUUGCCUACCCAAUUCAUGAAAUGAAUAAUUCCAAUACUGAUAAUAACAACACGGAGAGGAAACAAGAUCAGAAUGAUCAGGAUGACAACAAUGAUGAUGAAGAUGAAUCAAUGGCUUCAGAUGCCUCAUUCUGGUCUGAGUUAUCAAAGACUUUUAUGUGA